Chlamydomonas reinhardtii is the source of this 1804-nucleotide messenger RNA. RefSeq lists its product as uncharacterized. Gene Ontology annotation, molecular function: triose-phosphate isomerase activity. The transcript has a single exon. Gene Ontology annotation, biological process: glycolytic process; glycerol catabolic process; gluconeogenesis. The coding region runs from base 60 to 908 and encodes 282 amino acids. Lineage: Eukaryota; Viridiplantae; Chlorophyta; Chlorophyceae; Chlamydomonadales; Chlamydomonadaceae. Gene Ontology annotation, cellular component: cytosol. The record is from RefSeq and is a predicted model, not a curated record.
CCUCUGCACUGCUUUUAAAUUUCAUUCAUUAGCCCCACUCGCCCAACACCACAAGCAAAAUGCAGCUUUGCAAGGUUCAGCGUGCCAGUGCCGCUCGCAGCUCGCGGGCGAGCCGUAGCCAGCGUGUUGAGGUCGUGUGUGCCAGCAGCGCCAAGUUCUUCGUGGGUGGCAACUGGAAGUGCAACGGCAGCGUGGCAAACGUCGCAAAGCUUGUCGAUGAGCUCAACGCUGGCACUAUCCCUCGGGGUGUGGACGUGGUUGUGGCCCCUCCCUUCAUUUACAUCGACUACGUCAUGCAGCACCUCGACCGGGACAAGUACCAGCUCUCGGCUCAGAACGCUUGGAUCGGCGGCAAUGGUGCCUUCACCGGCGAGGUCAGCGCUGAGCAGCUGACUGAUUUCGGCGUGCCGUGGGUUAUUCUGGGUCACUCGGAGCGCCGCUCGCUAUUCGGCGAGUCCAACGAGGUGGUGGCGAAGAAGACUUCGCACGCCCUGGCCGCGGGUCUCGGUGUAAUCGCCUGCAUUGGCGAGACUCUCGAGCAGCGCAACAGCGGCUCUGUGUUCAAGGUUCUGGACGCCCAGAUGGAUGCACUUGUUGACGAGGUGAAGGACUGGACUAAGGUCGUGCUCGCGUAUGAGCCAGUGUGGGCCAUCGGCACGGGCGUGGUGGCGUCGCCGGAGCAGGCGCAGGAGGUGCACGCCUACCUGCGCCAAUACUGCGCUAAGAAGCUCGGCGCGGCUGUCGCCGACAAGCUCCGCAUCAUCUAUGGCGGCUCCGUCAGCGACACCAACUGCAAGGACCUCUCGAAGCAGGAGGACAUUGACGGCUUCCUGGUCGGCGGCGCCUCGCUAAAGGGCGCGGCAUUCGUAACGAUCUGCAACGCUGCGGGGCCUAAGGCGAAGCCGUAAUUUGACAGAUGAGUAAUGGGGCACCAGACAUGACCAGCGCGCCGGGCUAGAGGGCUGUCAGCACGUUCUGCGAGUUGCAGCGGCCGCCGCAGGCAUGAAAGGGCCUUUGUACAUCUACUUGCAAGUGCUUGACUAAAAUCAGUUCAUGUGUCGUGAUGUGUCCUCUGACUUGAUUGUGUGAUGACUUCGCGGGGUAACAUACGAGCGCAGCGGUUGACUAGGCAUAAAUGUGGCGUGAGGCAGGGCGUGCAAUGCAGCGGCUCUUGGGCUGCCGUGCGCGCCCCGCAUGUCACGGUAGGCAUAGCUAGCUGUGUGCCCUGUGUGCCCAUUGACGUUCGAAACGCUGUUGUGAUAAUGGUUGUGUUGCUGAUCGGUCAGCAGUGACGGGGAUAGAGGUACGGCAGGGGUUUUGUGUGGCUGCCGACGGGCACCAGGCCGUUGUGGCGAGGGCGGAUCAGCUAGCGUGGCGCCCGGAAGGAGCCGCGGGUCAGCUUUGCUUGCGCCUGGGUAUGCUGUUAGAUAGGAGGCGGUUUCCAUGAAGUACGUUCGCCCGGAUAAGGCUUGCACGUCGCUCAGAAUCGGCGGCGUUGUGUGUUUGCUUUGAAGAACGUUCGGAGCAUGUGCAGUGCACUCCAAUUUUGCACCAUGGGGUUUGCACGCCACGCAUCCGGCCACGUAGGUAGGCAGUACAUGAGUUGGGAGACCAGUCUGGACACGAGCUAGCGGAGGUGGAUUGACAGGAUGUUUCGCCGGGGUGUGUUGCCACGCUGGGCGCUGUGCUGUGGACUGGUUGCGCGUCCGCUGUUGGGGUGCAGGGCGUUAUUUAGGCACAUGCUGGUUGGAUGCGGGUCGGUAGGUGAACCUUGAUGAGCGAGUGCAUGUAAUGCCCAUUCUUU